Messenger RNA from Glycine soja, 2858 nucleotides. Its product is annotated as eukaryotic translation initiation factor-like. The coding region runs from base 145 to 2472 and encodes 775 amino acids. Lineage: Eukaryota; Viridiplantae; Streptophyta; Magnoliopsida; Fabales; Fabaceae. Gene Ontology annotation, molecular function: protein binding; mRNA binding; translation initiation factor activity. The record is from RefSeq and is a predicted model, not a curated record. The transcript is spliced from 9 exons. Gene Ontology annotation, cellular component: eukaryotic translation initiation factor 4F complex.
UGGAAGGAAGGGUUUAUAUUUCUUUCCCCGUCACUCGCAGCGUUUCUCUUUCUCAUUCUCUUCUCUUUGGCGCUGCGCAGAAGAGAGAGAACGAACGAACGAACCAUACCACCCUUCAAUAAUCUUGUGGCAGUGAGUAGUGAUAUGCAGCAAGGUGAUCCAACGGUCCUAAGCUUGAGGCCUGGUGGUGGUCGUGGCGGUGGAAGCAGGCUUUUCGCUCACUCGUCCUCCUCUUCCUCUCUCUCCGCCGAUCUCCCUCUCUCGCGCCCUCAUGCCUCUUUCUCUCUCAAGACUGGAGAUUCACGGUUUGAGGGUCAUGAGCGUGUGCGAUAUACCAGAGAUCAGCUUUUACAGCUUAAAGAGGCUGUUGAGGUCCCUGAUGAUAUUCUUAAGAUUAAACAAGAUAUAGAAGCUGAACUUUUUGGUGAAGAUCCAAGUUGGGGCCGUGCUGAAAGCAAUCUUCCUCAUCAAUUACAAAAUCGGUAUUCUGAGCCAGAUAACCGUGAUUGGCGUGGUCGUUCUGGACAACCUCCUGCUAGUACAGAUGAGAGAUCUUGGGAAAACCUCAGAGAUAACCGAGAGUUUGGUAAUAGACAGCAGGAUGCUAGUCAGGUUAAUCGCCAUGACCAACUUAAUUCCCAGUUUGCAAGAACACAAAUCUCUUCUAUGCAAGGGGGAGGACCUACUCCUACGCUAGUCAAGGCUGAGGUUCCGUGGUCAGCCAGAAGGGGAAGUCUAUCUGAAAAGGAUCGUGUAUUGAAGACUGUGAAAGGAAUACUCAAUAAGUUGACUCCUGAGAAAUUUGAUGUCCUGAAGGGUCAGUUAAUCGAUUCUGGCAUUACAUCAGCUGACAUCUUAAAGGAUGUCAUUUCACUUAUUUUUGAUAAGGCUGUUCUAGAACCAACAUUUUGCCCCAUGUAUGCUCAUCUGUGUUCUGAUCUAAAUGAAAAGCUGCCUCCAUUCCCAUCUGAAGAACCUGGUGGGAAAGAAAUCACCUUUAAGAGAGUGCUCUUGAAUAAUUGCCAGGAGGCUUUUGAAGGUGCUGAAAAUCUGAGGGAGGAACUAAAAAGGAUGACUGUCCCUGAGCGGGAGAUGGAGCGUACGGACAAGGGAAGGCUGCUCAAGCUACGUACCCUUGGAAAUAUCCGUUUAAUUGGUGAGCUAUUGAAGCAGAAGAUGGUUCCUGAAAAGAUUGUCCAUCACAUUGUUCAGGAGCUUUUAGGAUCCCCAGACAGCAAAUCUUGCCCAGUUGAGGAAAAUGUUGAAGCCAUAUGUCAGUUUUUCAAUACUAUUGGCAAGCAGCUUGAUGAAAGUCCUAAAUCACGGCGUAUAAAUGAUAUUUACUUUAGCCGAUUGAAAGAAUUAAGCUCAAACCUACAACUUGUACCCCGGCUUAGGUUCAUGAUUCGGGAUGUUAUAGAGUUGCGUGCUAGUAACUGGGUUCCUAGACGGGAAGAGGUCAAAGCCAAAACCAUUACUGAAAUUCAUUCAGAGGCAGAAAAAAAUCUUGGUUUGCGGCCAGGAGCAACUGCAAGUAUGAGAAAUUCCCGUGGCGGUGUUCAAGGAAAUGCCAGCUCUGGGGGCUUUCAUAUUGCUCGACCUGGUGCUGGGGGUUUGAUGCCUGGAAUGCCAGGGACCAGGAAGAUGCCUGGAUUUGAUAAUGACAACUGGGAGAUGCCUAAGACUAGAUCUAUGCCAAGAGGAGAUUCUUCAGGAGUUCAAGCUGCUGGAUGCAGCAACUCUGCUUUACUUUCCAAGUCCACAACCCUCAAUUCAAAACUGCUACCUCAAGGUAGUGGUGGUAUUAUAAGUGGAAGAAAUAGUGCCCUAGUACAUGGAGGUGGUACAUUUUCUACUUCCUCAACAAACUUUUGUUUAGGUCCUGAGGCAGCGCCUCAACUCUCUUCACCUGCUCCUGUUCCUGUAUCCUCUGAGAAGCCACAACCUCCAGCUGCAAGAUUGAAUACUGAUGAUCUUUGCCGCAGAACUGUCUCUCUUCUAGAAGAAUAUUUCAGUGUUCGGCUUUUGGAAGAGGCAUUACAGUGUGUGGAGGAAUUAAAAUCUCCUUCUUACCACCCUGAGGUUGUUAAGGAAGCCAUAUACCUUGCACUUGAUAAAAGUCCACCAUGUGUUGAAACUGUUGCCAAUCUCAUUGAGUAUCUGUAUAUUAAGAAGAUUCUUACCCCUUUAGACAUAGGGACUGGCUGUUUGUUAUUUGGUUCUCUGCUGGAUGAUAUUGGCAUAGAUUUACCUAAAGCACCAAGUAAUUUUGGUGAGAUAAUUGGGAAACUAAUUUUGGCUGGGGGAUUGGAUUUUAAGGUGGUGGGAGAGAUUCUCAAGAAGGUGGAUGAUGACAUGUUCCGGAGAGCAAUAUUUGACAGUGUGGUGGGGGCCAUUAGAUCUGCAUCCGAGCAAGCCAUUUUGGAUGCACAAACUUCUGAUAUUGAGGUCUGCCAGAGUCAGCUCAAGUGAAUCAAAAUUUCUGUAACUGGACGAACCUGUCUUCCUUUGCUGCUUUAAAUUUCCAUAUCUUCAUCAUCACUUUUAGAGUAAAAGCAUUUUGUAUUGAAGUAUGUUAUAAAGUGAAGAUUCCAGUUUCAGGUAUUUUUCUCAAGCUGUAAAAUUUUAUUUUUGAUUUUUUGAGAUCUUUGAGAUUGUUUGAGGGAAAAGUCAAACCAUAAAGCUACGGAUUUUAUUUUCCGGUAAGCUAGGUGCCAAGUUUCUCCGAAGGUGUCCCAAUAGGGGUCCAAUGUUUUUGUAUUACAUUAGUUUCAAUUUACUUAUGUUUCUUGACAUGGUAGUUGUUUAACUGGUCAGCUCAUAAAUAUCAUUAUCGUUAUAUGCUCAUUUUUUCGUUU